Messenger RNA from Toxorhynchites rutilus septentrionalis, 3582 nucleotides. RefSeq lists its product as uncharacterized. NCBI's taxonomy places the organism in Eukaryota, Metazoa, Arthropoda, Insecta, Diptera, Culicidae. The coding region runs from base 1 to 3582 and encodes 1193 amino acids. The transcript has a single exon. The record is from RefSeq and is a predicted model, not a curated record.
AUGGCUGCCUCGUCCUCUUCCACCGCGGUCAUACGGUCUGAUCCAUCUCCUGCGCUAGACCUGAAGCUGCCUCAGAUGAACAUGCCUGUCUUCAGUGGCGAUUAUCUCGAGUGGCAGUCAUUCUACGAUUUAUACGACAGCUUGGUGCACCAAAACCAAACGCUGAAGGACAGUCAAAAGCUCUAUUUUCUGAAAACAAAUCUCGCUGGUGAGGCAGCUUCUUUGGUGUCGCAUCUAAAAAUCGAAGAUGCUAACUAUCAACCGGCGUUGGAGAAGCUUAAAUCUAGAUAUGAUAAGCCACGUGAAAUAGCCAACAAGCACAUCCAACGAUUUCUAGCACAAUCGACACUUACAUCAUCGUCCGCCACUGGUUUACGAGCUCUACAUGAUGUCUCUGAUGAAGUAAUUCGAGCACUUAAAGCUAUGGCUAGAGAGGAUCGUGACACGUGGCUUCUUUUCAUACUGAGUGAAAAGGUGGAUGCUGAAACAAAGCAGCUAUGGUGUCAAAAGACAGCAGAGAUGGAGGAAGCAAAUAUAACUCUGCAAUGCUUUCUCAAGUUUAUUGAAUCUCGUAGUUUCGCACUGCAAUCAGCCCAGCAUUCAACGAAACCAAAACACGUCGUACCCUUCAAACAACCUUCAAGGCCUCUUACUAGAGGAGCAUCUGCAUUCGUCGCCACAAAUCCUCCGCUUUGUAAUGCUUGUAUGAAACAAUACCAUCAUCUUUAUCAGUGUGGUAAAUUUCUACACAUGAGCUAUGAUGAUAGAUUAACUUACGUCAACAGUAUGCAAUUGUGCAAUAAUUGCCUGAAAACACACUCGGGUGAAUCAUGCAAAUCGAGCACAUGUAGAAAAUGUAAUUUACCUCACCAUACUUUGUUACAUCCAUACAAUUCACCAUUGAGACCCCAACCGAUCGUUAUGUCUCCUGAUCACCUUGUCCAGAUAAAUUCUGGGCCAACCGCUCAAUCGUUGAUAUCGUCGUACGACUCACCAACUUGUUUGGAUGCACCCAACGUUCUCCUCGCUACCGUUUCUAUCAACGUUUCGGACAAUCAUGGACAUCAGCAUGCCUGUAGAGCCAUUUUGGAUAGUGCAUCACAAGUAAGCUUCAUCAGUGAGAGCUUCUGCAAAAAACUUUCUCUUCAAACCCAACCCAUUAGUAUGGACCUUGAGGGAAUAUCUGCUACACCAGCUCAUGCCAAUAAGUGUACAGAUAUUGUUGUUUCCUCCCGCUGUACUGACUACCGCACAACCGUUCCUUGCAUUGUUCUGGAGAGAAUCACCCGAACGCUACCGAGCAAACCAAUAUACAUCCAAGAUUGGCCCAUCUCAGGAUCGAUAUAUCUAGCUGACCCUCUCUUCAAUUGCCCUGGCAAAAUAGAUGUCUUGCUCGGCAUUGAUCUCUUCUUACAGUUACUCGAGCCCGGAAAAAUUUCUCUCAGUUCGGACGAUAGCUUACCAACGCUUCAAAACACGAAGUUUGGAUGGGUGGUCGCUGGCCGUUAUCGGGAUGCGAGUUUGAACGUAAUUGAGAAUGUAUAUCCCUCAACCUGCCUGCUAACUUCGGCUCAUGACGACCUCUCCUUGCAACUGCGCAAAUUCUGGGAAAUAGAAGAGUACGCAACAACAGAUAAGCAUCUCACUGAAGAAGAGCAACGAUGUGAGCAGCAUUUUGCUGAGCACACUACCAGAGACAAAUCGGGAAAAUUCGUCGUAAAGCUACCUUUUUUGUCAAACCCGAAUCAACUUGGCGAUUCUAGGCAUAUUGCUGAAAGAAGGUUCUAUCACAACGAAAGAAAGCUCGACCGAAACCCUCAACUCAGAAAUGAGUACCAUACGUUCAUCCGUGAAUACAUUGAACUCAAUCACAUGUCUUUAGUGGGAAACACUAGCACAGAAAUUCGUUCGAUUUAUCUACCACACCACUGCGUUGUAAAAUCGACAAGUACCACAACAAAAUGCAGAGUCGUUUUCGAUGCUUCGGUAAAAACCUCAACUGGACUCUCAUUAAAUGACGUACUCAUGUGCGGUCCUGUAGUUCAGGAUUCUUUGAUCAACAUUUUGAUUCGAUUCCGCUUCCCACCGAUCGUUCUUGCAAGCGACGCGAAACAAAUGUAUCGCAUGAUAUGGUUGAACGAGCUUAAUCGAGAUCUUCUUAAAAUUCUAUGGAGAUGGUCUAAAGACGAAACUGUGAAGGAAUAUCGUCUCAAUACCGUUACUUUUGGAACAAAAUGUGCAUCCUAUUUAGCCACAAAGUGUGUUCAACAGCUGUUGGAAUCCUAUAGGGAAGUGUAUCCAGCGACAGUAACAAAGGCAGAGAACGCCAUAUACGUCGAUGACAUUUUAACAGGUGCAUCUUCCGAAGAAGAAGCCAAGACACUAAGAGAGGAACUUACUAAAAUAUUUGCCGCUGGUGGAUUCCACCUUAGAAAAUGGGUGUCAAAUUGUACCUCAGUCCUGGAUGGUUUUCCAGAUGCCGAUCUUGAAGUGAAAAUUCCAAUCGAAGAUGAUUCUAACAGCACAGUCAAAGCCCUCGGAAUGCAAUGGCAGCCGUGCAGUGACGAGUUCCAUUUCACCUACAAAUCAAAAGAGAUCCUUCAGCCCACGAAAAGAACUAUCCUCUCGCAAAUUGCUAGCCUGUUCGAUCCGCUUGUCCUCCUCGCCCCGAUAAUUGUGAAGGCAAAAUUGUUGAUGCAACGAAUGUGGGAACUGAAGGUGGACUGGGAUGCAACUCCCCCCGGUGAGUUGACCAAUGAUUGGUUAGUUUUGGUGCAAAACUUUUCGCUUCUCAAUUCAUUCCAGAUUCCACGGCGCGUAAUUAAAUUUCACAAUUGGUCUCGUCUCUACCUGCACGGCUAUUGCGACGCAUCCGAUAUGGCUUUGGGAGCUUGCAUUUACAUUCGUGCUGUUGAUGAUGAAGGCAAUACCUCUUCAUAUCUCCUCUGUGCCAAAUCAAAACUGGCGCCUAUUGGCAACGGUCGUACGACAACGCCUCGGCUGGAAUUGUGUGCAGCUGUUAUUCUCGCACGCUUGAUUUCUAAUGUGACAGCCGCUCUCUCUACUACCACGUUCCACGAAGUACGAGCUUUCUCCGAUUCCAAGGUGGUUUUGGCCUGGCUGUGUGGUGGUGCUGCUAGGUGGAAGACUUUUAUAGCAAACCGUGUUGCGGAGAUUUCCACUCAUCUACCUUCGGUUAAUUGGCAUCACGUAAGAACGUUUGAGAAUCCCGCAGAUCUCAUUUCACGUGGUACUCUCCUAGAUCAUCUACGAAAGAACUCUCUCUGGUGGCACGGUCCUGUGUGGAAUCCUUUUAAUGCUGAGAACUCAUCAUUCUCUAAUAGUGAGCUUGACUCCAACGAGCGAAGACAAAUUGAUCGAGAGCAACGUACCACUGCGGCGGUUUGUUUCACUGUUUAUGAAAAUAAUUUUAUGAACGAUAUGAUGGCUCGAUAUUAUCCGAAGCUGCAACUACUACUACGCAUUACCGCAAGAAUGCUACGAUUCAGUCACCCUGAGUUUCGAGAUUCGACUCGGCUAUCCGCUGCUGAGAUUGAUUUUGCACUCGUAAAAUACCUAUAG